CACGUUGGGUUCCUGCCUCAUAACAGGUUUUAGCUGUGAUGGACGUUUUGGACUGCUAGAGGUUAUUUUUGGUGACAGCAGAUCUACAGAUAGAAUUCAAUAAUCAGGCUUUGCUGCAUUCAUCAGUGUGCUGGCCAGAUCCACCGUGUACUGGAGACCUGCGUGUACUCUCAUGACAUUGGCCAGAAAAGUAGGAGGAUCCAGCAGCGAAUAAACCCCAGAAGUGCUGCCCUAGAUUGUUUAGUCUUGUUAUACAGAGCAUUGCGUAGUAGUCGAUGCACUUGGAGUGUUUUUUUUGUGUGCGUGUUCUGGGAGGGUGUGUAAACGUGUUUAUUGUCGGAACAGAAACGGGGUCAAGUUCAGCAACGUUAAACUUUACACUAGUGCUACUCUUGACGUGUUGUCACGUUAAUAAUGAUAUAGUUUUACAGUUGUCUGCCAUGUGUCGCUGAGGACGAGCCAGUCUCGGUUUCGAUAGCUGCUAACAAGCCACCCGCGCUCAGACAUGGAGGAUCCGUUGACACAUCAGGACACCAGAGACACAGAGGGCUGCUUUGACCGGACCUUAUCGGCUCUGACUGUGGAUGAUGUGUACAACAUAGCCAAACUGAUCGGCACCGAGGUGGAGAAGCUAAUUGACGCCUACGGCAAAGAGAGCGUCGAGGGUCUGGUUCCGAAGAUUGUGAAAGUGCUGGAGCUGCUGGAGAGCUUUGCGUCGAGGAACCAUGCACUCAAAGCGAGGGAAGACGAGCUGCUGAGGAGCUUCGAGACCAUACAGCUUCAGAAGAGACGAGCUGCCAAAGACGGCGAAGAGAGCACCGAUAAACGUGAAAUACGGGAGCUGCAGCAGAAGGAGCAGCAGUGGCAGACGAGGUGUGAGGAACUGCAGGCCCAGGUACAGCAUCUCCAGGUAGACAUGGAGGAGCUUCAGAGUAGGCUCGAGGGCAGCCACGCACAGGAAGACCGUGUCCAGCGGCAGGAGCGAGAGGUGAUGCUGAAGCUGAAGCAGGUGGUGGAUAAGCAGAGAGAUGAUCUGAGGGCCAAAGUUCAGGAGAUAACCACUAUCUCCAAAGAGGUGGAGGCGCUUCAGGAGCAGCUGGAUCGCUUCAUGAAGAUGAACGCAGAGCUGCGACAUAAGCAGAAUGUCCUGCAGGCCCAGCUGAAGAGCACUGUGGAGAGGAAGACCGACAUGGAGGCCGACCUGAAAGAGAAAACCAAAGAGAUAGAAAACCUCCUAACACAGCUGGACAGAACCAACAGCAACUGCCCUUCCAGCCCAAGUCAACCAGCUUAUGAGUCCUUGGAACAGUUGGCGAGUCAGAAGGAUCCUGACAAGCCAUGCUUCACCAAGAAGGAGGUGCGUGACAUCAUUUUUGAGAGGAAUGAACUCAAAACCAACUUGUUCCUGGUGCAGGAGGAACUCAGCUACUAUCAGAGGGAGAUCCUGAAUGAGGAGCGGUGCCCAGGUUUCCUCUUAGGAGCCAUCCGUUCUGUCAUCAAGAAAAAGAGAAAGCUCAUUAAGGCCAAGAUGCUUGGGAUGUCUGACAACGAACGCAGCAGCAGUGACGAGGAGGACAGGAGCUCUCUGUUUGGGCAGACAGAAGUAGAUGGCUCACAGUUCGACAGCACUGACAAACCAGCAGAGUCACGCAUUCAAAACCUCUUUGGCUUCCUGGGACGGCCGGGCAACAGCCGGAUCCCGACCCACACGAACAGCCCAGCCUCCAGCUGGGAGAUCCUCGGAGACUCAGAGGCCGCUGAUGAGCCGGAGCAGAGCCCGUCUUCCUGAGGCCGGUACUGACUUGAGAUUCCUCCAGUCUGCCUUUGUUUCAUCUCAAACACACACCCCUCUCUAGUCAGUCACAGCUUCUCCCUCAGCUUGUCAGAGAAGACCUGCCUGUAGCUCAGGAUAAAAGGUUACAAAGCCAGUUGAACGUGGCCCCAGUGUGUAUAACACAAAAGUACUAUCGGAGUGUGAGGAAAUGUAUGAAUGUGUUUUUGCUUUAUUUUGAUUGCAUUUACUUUCAUUUCCCUUUAUGCUCAUAUCACUUUAAGUCUGCUUAUUUUACUAUAGAAGUGAUGAAUAAGAGGAACACUGUUUAACUGUUUGGUACAGUGCACUGCUGUGAUGAGUGGGAAUACAUUUUGCUCAUCAGAAAAAUAUCCCUUUGUAUCAUACAACCAUAAUGUUUUUCCUUAUUGAAAGGAAAGUUUUCUUGUAAAAACAAAACAAAUUACACACAGGUAUUUAUAUAUACUCUUAUUACAUUUUUUAAUAAAAACAAACCAAAAGACAUUACAAAGCUACUGUAUAUAUUCUGACAUGAAACCAUCCACUCUACUAGUUUGGGAAACAGGCUACUAAGUUCACCUCUGGUCCACAAGAGGGCAUUUUAACAAAAAAAAAAAAGUUAUCAUUUAACCUCAGUUGGGGUAGUUUGAAGCCAUGUGUUUACUCAUGUCAUUUUCAUGAUUUGAAGCACUUUUAUAAUUGAGAAAAAAGAAAAAGACUCUUUACACAAGUCUGGUUUUAACACUGAGUGCAUUUUAAUAAGCCUUAAAUUGUCAGAAAUAUAUUUUCCUAAUGUUCAGUCAUCAGUCUGUUCACAGAGCUAAAGCGCUGGCUGGUGUGUAUUGAUGCUGGUGCCAUACGUGGGUGUAUACAGACAUGUGUUCUAGCUGGUGUACCAGCCCCUGCAGGUGGUUACUUUAAAGGAAGUUGUGUGCUUCCUUGUGGAAACAACAAAUGGCGUAUGUUGUUUUGUUUUGUUUUUUUUUCCACCAUCAUUAACGUACAAGUUAACGUGAAGUAACCGCACUUCCUGUCUGACCACAGCACUACACAGACACACCAGUGGUUUUGUAUUUGUUGACAGUGUAUGAUCAUGUUUUCAUAAAAUACUGUGUUUGCAGUUUAUUUUUCUAAGUAUGUUUUUAAUGGGAAGCCUUUGCCUGUGAAGAAACCUUUAAAACAACAGUUGCUACUCGAGUCAUUGAAAAUGUCAUAAAGCCAAUUAAAAAAUGUGGAUUUCCCGUCAGAGUAAGUUUUGAAAAUUCAGUAAAAUCUAUUAAACACAGAAUUUUAUUGAAAA
This is a messenger RNA of Monopterus albus (swamp eel), 3092 nucleotides long. RefSeq names its product Rab interacting lysosomal protein (gene rilp). Gene Ontology annotation, biological process: cilium assembly. Gene Ontology annotation, molecular function: dynein light intermediate chain binding; small GTPase binding; protein dimerization activity. The coding region runs from base 506 to 1789 and encodes 427 amino acids. Gene Ontology annotation, cellular component: ciliary basal body; cytoplasm. Lineage: Eukaryota; Metazoa; Chordata; Actinopteri; Synbranchiformes; Synbranchidae. The record is from RefSeq and is a predicted model, not a curated record. The transcript is spliced from 8 exons.